GAGCAUUUAUGUGAAUUGAAAGCUUGAGCAAAGUAGAGCAAAUAUUUGCUGAUAAAAAGGUGACUGUGAUCACCCGAUUAUAAUUACAACAGCCAGAGUCAAGUCCAUUCAGUUGGCAAGGAAGGAUCUAACAAAAAAGAAACUGGAGAUUAACAUGGAUGUUCGGGUGGUGUUGCUGAUCUUGGCCACGACGAUAACAGCUACGGGGAGCCAGCAGAUAUCUGCCUCAAGGAACCCGUUACCAGUGGGCAGCAACGUCACACUUUUCAGCCAGGACCAUGUCAGAGCAGGAACGUGGAUCUUUGACAAUACUUUGAUUGUCUUCAUAGCUCCGGGAAUUUUAAACAUCGCCAACUCUUGGAAGGACAGGGCUACAUUCAAUUCAACCACUUCAUCAUUGACUAUAACAUCAGUGAAGCUAGAAGACUCUGGAGAGUACACAUUACAGGCAAUUGAUACCUUUACUGCUAAGUUAACACUGUCAGUCCAAGUGCCUAUUUCCAAUGUGUCUCUGACAGCAAGUGCCACUGACCUGGUGGAGUUCAAUGACACAGCAGUGCUCACAUGCUCUGUGCUCAAUGGCACGUCCCUGUCUUAUGUUUGGAUGAAGGGCAGCUCAGAGGUGGCAGCGGGAGCGAGAGCACAGCUCAGCGAUGGAGGCGCCACUCUCACCAUCGUCGGGGUGACACGAUAUGAUGAGGGGUCGUACAGGUGCAAUGUGUCCAAUGGUGUGAGCGAUGCUAUCAGCCCCCCUGUUCACCUCAACAUAUACUAUGGUCCCAGUAACACAACAAUGACAGUCACGCCCAUGAGGUCCGCCUACAUAACGGGAUCUAACAUCACACUGUCUUGCUCUGCGGAGUCUAAGCCUCCAGCGGGUGUCCAGUGGAUGUUUAAUGGGGUGAACCUAAAUCACUUUGGCCAAGAGCUUCAACUGGAGAUGGUUGCAGAAAACAAGUCGGGAAAUUACCAAUGCAUACUUCACAACACAGUCACGUCCAGGUUCACGAGCAAAAGUGGAAUGAUCAGGAUUUUGACACCGAUAGCAGCCGUUGUGGUGAAUCCAGCAGGUGGACCACCAAUACUUCAUGAGCAGUACAUGCUGCAUUGUGAAGUGAAUGGAUAUGUUGAAAACAUUCAGUGGUCGAGGAAUGGUCAACCAAUUACUGCUGACAAUACAACAGUCAUUGAUAUGACCAACAGGACACUUCUUCUCAAGCCAGUCCAACUUUCAGAUAAUGGAGAUUAUCGGUGUGAGGCUUCUAGUCCUGUGAGCAACAUGACCAGCCACCCUUACACAGUCGAAGUAAACUAUGGCCCAAUGACACCAGUGAUUGCAGCACCUUCCAUGGCUCUAACAGGACAAAUGGUAACCCUCAACUGCUCAAGUGACUCUCAUCCACCCAGUCACAUAAACUGGUACUUCAAUGGAUCCCUGCAGGCUACCACCUCAGAACUAGUGAUUGGACCUCUGACCUUCAAUAUGAGCGGGCAGUACACAUGCAUGGCCCACAACAACAUCACCGGCAAAAACAGCUCAGCUGACACAAUGCUCACACUUUUGGCUCCAGUGACUAUGGCAUCAAUAAAGAUUGUUGGAGCUCAGCCAAUCAUGAACCACACUUUCACUCUGAGCUGUGAGACAGCUGGAAGUGUGCAUUAUAUUGGCUGGAUGUAUAAUUUGUCCCAACUGCAUGCUGAUAACACAAAAAACCUCUCAAUGGACAACGCAACCCUCACCUUUAAUCCUGUCACAAACGCUGACAAUGGGGACUAUAGAUGUGAGGCAAACAACGCACUCAGCCACUUUGUCGGCCCCAUCUUCUCGCUGGAGGUUUACUAUGGCCCGCACAAACCAACUAUCAUGGGACCAAGUUUCUUAGGAGCUGGAGACAACGCCCCUUUCAGCUGCUACGCAUCAUCAAACCCUCCCAGCUCCUACAAAUGGUUUUUCAAUGGUUCUCUAGUUUCCAAUACAUCUGAGUAUGUCUCCCCUCCUCUUACCGAAGACAUGAGUGGGACUUACACCUGCAUGGCCUACAACAACAUCACCGGCAAAAACAGCAGUGCAGACAAGAUGCUCACUGUUUUGGCUCCAGUGACUAUGGCAUCAAUAAAGAUUGUCGGAGCUCAGCCAAUCGAGAACCACACUUUUACUCUGACCUGUGAGACAACAGGAAGUGUGGAGUCAGUUAUCUGGAUGUAUAAUUGGUCCCCACUGUAUGCUGACAACAGAAGAAACUUGUCAAUGGACAACACCACCCUCACCUUUGAUCCUGUCAUGAAAUCUGACAAUGGGAACUAUCAGUGCAUAGCAUCCAACCAAUUCAGUAGGAACUACAGUCAUAUCUUCUCGCUGGAUGUUUUUUAUGGACCAGAAAUGCCAACUAUUAUGGGUCCCAAUGCUGCUAAGAGAGGAGACAACGCCACAUUCCGCUGCUACGCCUCAUCAAACCCUCCCUGCUCCUAUGAAUGGUUCUUCAAUGGUUCUGUAGUGUCCGAUACGUCUGAGUAUGUCGCAUCUCUUCUCACUGGAGAAUCGAGUGUGAUGUACACCUGCAUGGCCUACAACAACAUCACCGGCAAAAACAUCACUGCAUACAAGAUGCUCACUGUUUUUGAUCCAAUAGAAGAUGUACAAAUAGAAACAUCAAUGAAUCCUGCCAUAGUAGGUCAUUUUUAUAACCUAACGUGCAAUGUGACUGGAACUGCUGAGCAUUUUUACUGGAUGAAAAACGGUGAGCUUCUGCAUGAAGACAACAGAACUGUUUUCUACAUGGAUUACAAGAUAGUCACUUUCAACCCGCUUGAACUAAAUGAUACUGGACUGUAUCAGUGUAUGGCUCUCAAUCCUUUUUGGAACAAGACAAGCCCUUCUUACAUGCUUCUUAUGAACUAUGGACCAGAAACACCCAUGAUUGAUGGUCCAGCUUUUGCGGAGACAGGACAGUCGGCUGUCUUUACCUGUUCUGCCAAAUCAGUGCCUCCGAGUCACUACAGCUGGUGGUUCAAUGGCUCCAGCGUGGCCAAUUCUUCUGUGUUCACAACUGACCCUUUGUCUUUCAAUAUGAGUGGAGAAUACACCUGCAUGGCCUACAAUAAUGUGACGGAAAACAACAGCACUAACUCCAAGAUGCUCACAGUCAUUGAGGCAAUAUCAUCAGUGAUGAUCAGAAUCACCACAGUUCCAAUAAACUUAGAUGUCUUCACUCUCACCUGUGACGUUUCUGGGCCUUAUGACAUGAUCUACUGGAUGAAGGACAACAUGCACCUCAACAUGACAAACUCCACAGCAAACCCUCUCAUGUCCUACCACAUUAAUAACAACAUCCUGUACUUCACUCCGGUGAAUCGGAUUAAUGACGGGACAUAUGAGUGUGUCGCUACCAAUCAGGCUGGUCAACACAAAAGCCCCAAAUAUAUGCUCCUGGUGAACUACGGCCCUCUGAAUGUGAUGAUCUCUGGUCCAGAUAAAGCAAAGGUUGGCAGCUCUGUGUCGUUGACAUGCUCCGCUGAAACUCAGCCGGAUUGUGACUUCCUCUGGUUCUUUAACAAUCCGUUAUUACCGAAUGUAGAGGCCGGUCCUGUUAUCACUUUCUCUGUGACGAAGGAGAAUGAGGGAAUCUACGUAUGCAAGGCGAGGAAUCCUGUGACCAAUAUCGAAAUGUUCCAGUACAAAACCUUCAUGGUCAUUGGUCACGCCUCUGCCCUCCACUUCCAUUCCCGAGGCGUUCUGAUGUUGAUGGGUGUGUUUGCUUUAUCUUUCCCUGUGCUGUUCAACUGAGUCCUUCACAUUUUGUCCAAUUGCUCCCUCUACAGUCUUAACACUAACAGUCAUAUUAUAAAAUGUAUGGAAAGGUCCUACAUAGUCAAUUAUAUGAUUUGAAUGUUAUCAGUUCUUGCGUUUCUUGUUGUUUUGAAAGGCAAAGAUGAUUUGGAAAGCGUGACUGACUUUAAAUUAAGUUACAUUUUGUUGUUGGAUAUUUAUUUGUAUUAGAUUUGUAUUUGUUAACGUGCAAUACAUUAACACAGACAUUUAAAGGGGAAAUCAUUUUAAUACUGUUUAGGGUUUUAUGUCAAAUGUAUCAUUGU
Trematomus bernacchii (emerald rockcod) is the source of this 4092-nucleotide messenger RNA. RefSeq names its product CEA cell adhesion molecule 1 (gene ceacam1). The transcript is spliced from 15 exons. NCBI's taxonomy places the organism in Eukaryota, Metazoa, Chordata, Actinopteri, Perciformes, Nototheniidae. The coding region runs from base 155 to 3784 and encodes 1209 amino acids. The record is from RefSeq and is a predicted model, not a curated record.